Messenger RNA from Pungitius pungitius (ninespine stickleback), 3017 nucleotides. It is a transcript of the gene pwp2h, whose product is annotated as PWP2 small subunit processome component. The transcript has 21 exons. Gene Ontology annotation, biological process: maturation of SSU-rRNA from tricistronic rRNA transcript (SSU-rRNA, 5.8S rRNA, LSU-rRNA); ribosomal small subunit assembly. The record is from RefSeq and is a predicted model, not a curated record. Bases 173 to 2908 code for a protein of 911 amino acids. NCBI's taxonomy places the organism in Eukaryota, Metazoa, Chordata, Actinopteri, Perciformes, Gasterosteidae. Gene Ontology annotation, molecular function: protein binding. Gene Ontology annotation, cellular component: small-subunit processome; Pwp2p-containing subcomplex of 90S preribosome.
GUUGAACUCAAACCGGAUGCGUAAAGUGUCAACAACAUGCUAACACGUGUGAGCCGGUGGAGGAAGAAGCAUGUGUAACAUUAACCACAUAUUUUUACUUCUGGGGAGAAAUAUUAGUCAUUAAAAAGAAGAUAUAUAUAUAUAUAUCUGCGUUUAAGGGUUAUUCAGAAAAAUGAAGUUUGCGUAUAAGUUCUCCAACCUGCUCGGAGCAGUGUAUCGUCAGGGCAACCUGAGCUUCUCCAAGGAUGGAAACGCUGUGAUCAGUCCGGUUGGAAACAGAGUCUCUGUGUUCGACCUGAAAAACAACACGUCUGAGACGUUACCCGUCUCCACCAUCAAAAACAUAACGUCCGUGGGUCUCUCUCCUGACGGCGCUUUAGCCGUCGUGGUGGAUGAAGACGGCGCGGCGCUGUUGGUCAGCCUCGUCACCCGAGCCGUGCUCCAUCACUUCCACUUCCACAAGCCCGUGAGCAGCAUCCGCUUCUCCCCCGAUGGCAGGAAGUUCGUGGUGACAAAGGAGAACGUCGCUCUGAUGUACCACGCUCCCGGAAAGCAGCGCGAGUUCAACGCCUUCGCGCUGGACAAGAGCUACUACGGCCCCUACGACGAGACCACCUGCAUCGACUGGACGGACGACUCCAAGUGUUUCGUGGUGGGCAGCAAAGACAUGUCGACGUGGGUGUUUGGUGCAGAGCGCUGGGCCAACCUCAUCUACUACUCCCUCGGGGGACACAAGGACCUCAUCGUGGGCUGCUUCUUCGAGAAGGACAGCCUGGACCUGUACACGGUGAGCCAGGACGGGACGCUGUGUGUGUGGGAGAGCGACACCGAGCUGGACGAGCUCGUCCUGAAGAAGCACCGGGACGAACCCAAGCCCCCGAGGCAGGGAGAGGAAGAGGAGGAGGAGGACAGAGCGGAGGGAGAGGUCAUCAGGGGGAAGGCCGGCGCUCCCGACGAGAAGGACGCGACCAAAAACGUUCGCUACAAACAGAUGAGCAAACACUUCUUCAACAAGGAGGGCGACUUCAACAACCUGACGGCGGCCGCCUACCACAAGCCGAGCCGCAUCCUGGUCACCGGCUUCGCCUCGGGGAUCUUCCACCUGCACGAACUCCCGGAGUUCAACCUCAUUCACUCGCUGAGUAUUUCCCAGCAGAGGAUCACCUCGGUGGCCAUAAACAGCUCUGGGGACUGGAUCGGCUUCGGGUGCUCAGGGAUGGGUCAGCUGCUGGUGUGGGAGUGGCAGAGCGAGUCGUACGUCUUCAAGCAGCAGGGCCACUUCAACAACAUGGCGGCGCUGGCCUACUCCCCCGACGGGCAGUACAUCGCGACGGGAGGCGACGACGGCAAAGUCAAGGUGUGGAACACCAACAGCGGCCUGUGCUUCGUGACCUUCACGGAGCACACCAGCAGCGUCACCAACGUCACCUUCACCUCCAGCGGCUUCGUCGUCGUCAGCGCCUCGUUGGACGGGACGGUCCGGGCCUACGACCUGCACAGGUACAGGAACUUCCGGACGUUCGCCUCGCCGCGGCCGGCGCAGUUCGCCUCGCUCGCCGUGGACGCCGGCGGCGAGCUGGUGAGCGCCGGGGCCCAGGACUCCUUCGAGAUCUUCCUGUGGUCCAUGCAGACCGGCAGGCUGCUGGAGGUCCUCGCGGGCCACGAGGGUCCGGUUAGCUGCUUAUGUUUCAGCCCGGUCCGGUCCAUCCUGGCCAGCGCCUCGUGGGACCGCACCGUGCGGCUGUGGGACAUGGCGGACAGCUGGCAGGUCAAAGAGACGCUGCCCCUCACCUCCGACGGUCUGUCGGUGACCUACCGGCCCGACGGCCAGGAGCUGGCCGUGGCCACUCUGAACGGGGAGAUCUCUUUCUGGAACCCGGACACCGCCUCGCAGACCGGCUCCGUGGUCGGGCGCCACGACCUGGAGACGGGCCGCAAGGAGACGGACAAGAUCUCCGCCAAGCAGUCGGCGAAGUGCAAGUCCUUCACGUCGCUGUGCUACUCCGCGGACGGGGACUCGGUUCUGGCGGGGGGCCAGUCCAAGUUCGUCUGCAUCUACAACGUCAAGGAGCAGAUGCUCAUGAAGAAGUUUGAGAUCUCCUGCAACCUGUCCUUCGAUGCCAUGGAGGAGUUCCUGGACCGGCGGAAGAUGACGGAGUUCGGCAGCCUGGCUCUGGUGGACGAGGGAGCAGGAGACGGGGACGGGGUGAACAUCAGCCUCCCCGGAGUCAGGAGAGGUGAUAUGAGUUCUCGACACUUCAAGCCGGAGAUCAGAGUGAGCUCGCUGCGGUUCUCCCCCACGGGUCGCAGCUGGGCGGCCACCACCACCGAGGGCCUGCUGGUCUACUCCAUGGACGGGUCUCUGGUCUUUGACCCCUACGACCUCGACCUGGACGUGACGCCGGCCAGCAUACGCAAGCAGCUGCGGCUCCAGGAGUGGGCGUCGGCCAUCGUCCUGGCGUUCAGACUGAACGAGAAAGCCCUGAAGCAGGAAGUGCUGGAGACGGUUCCACACGCGCAGGUCCCGGUGGUCUGCGGCUCUCUGCCUGACAUCUACGUUGAGAAGCUGCUGGGCUUCGUGGCGGCGAGUCUGGAGAAGUCUGGUCACCUGCAGUUCUACAUGACGUGGGCCCAGAGCCUGCUCAUGCUGCACGGGCAGAAGCUCAAGAACAGGUCUGGAGCCAUACUGCCAACGCUCCAGGCGCUCCAGAAGAGCAUCCAGAGGCACUUUGACAGCCUGUCCAAACUGUGUGAUUUUAACAUGUACAACAUUCGUUACGCGGCGGCCCUGUCGAAGCAGAGGGGCGUAAAGAGACAAGCUGAGGAAGAGGAGGAGGAGGAAGAUGAUGAAGAGCUGUCAGAGGAGAUGAGCGUGGCCUCCCUGGAGGAUGCAGACAUAAUGCUGUAGGCCUGAAGCCAAUCCCACAUGACUGAUACAGGACAAUAAUGAACUACAUUUAACAGCAAACAAAAUAUCUACUUAAACUGUUGUUUUUUAAAUAAAUACAUGUUUGUUA